AUGUCUAUCAUUUUAAACUGCUUGAUUGCAGGCGAUGGCCUUCCUGAUAUUUUCAAAGUUAAUAUUAAAAAAGAAGAGACUGUCGGCCAGCUCAUAAAGGCUAUCGAGGAAACACGAGAUGCUGGUGAAAUCAAACUGUGGAAAGUUAACAUCCCUCUAGCUUACAAUAAUAAGAAGUUAAUCACCCUUAUUAAUGACCCUAUUGCUGACGCCAGGGAGUUCGGGGGUACAAAGUUGUCCGAAAAAAUUAAGAUUAGCAGCGUAUUUAAUAAUAGUAACAUGAGUUUAGAUAUUAUCGCCGAACCGCGCGUUAGUUUCAGAUAUUGUACUAAUAAUAAAGAACUUGUCCCUGGCGAUCUCAUUAAACUCGAUGCUUGGGAGGGUAUGAUCGAAAUUAAAAAUGGAAUUCCUAGAAUUCGCUACAAUAGUGUAUAUCUUAAUUCGUUUAAAGAAUUCGUUCAAGCAUCAUAUCGUCAUCAACAACCUAACCUAUCGAAGGAAACCCUAAAGAUCUACUUGCAUGAAUCAAAGAUAACGAUCAAUUGGCAAGAAUUUCGUAAACGUGUGCUUCAUGAAAGAAAGAUUAAAAGAGAUCUUUGUAAGCUCCACGAAAAAGAACCAUUUACAAGUUUGCAGGCAAGAGAACCCAGUGAUACAGAAUAUGACAAACUUGCAGAUCAAGCAUCGAAGUUUGGUCUUAUUCGUGAAAAGUUCAUUGACUGGAUUUGUUCCAUUUCAGCGGAACUUUUAUCAACACAAACUCUCGAGUACUGGCUUCUAUCUUACGUAUCUGAAACAUCACCAGAAGAGGCCAAUUUCUGGAGUGAAAUGAUCUCACCACGUAAUUGGUUAUUAUUGUGUUUUGAGAUUAAUAUAGAAACAGCCAUUGCUAUUGUUAAUGGAGUUUCGGAAAACUAUCUUGGACAACAAACACCUAGGUACUGGGUUGAGGACUGGAUUAAACAGCUUGCUAACAAACCUUCAUCUGAAUUUAAAAACUUCAUUAAUAAUGCAAAUGCGAAUGAACUUACUUUUUAUGAACAUGAAUUAUACCCAACACCAAUUCUUGUUGUCAAUCCCUAUAAAAAUUCCACAUCCUUAAAAUGUUCUAGUUUUAUGGUUAAAAUAUUCUUAUACAGUGAUAAUAUUCUUAAAAUAUACUAA
Molecule: messenger RNA, 1164 nt
Organism: Rhizophagus irregularis DAOM 181602=DAOM 197198
Lineage: Eukaryota; Fungi; Glomeromycota; Glomeromycetes; Glomerales; Glomeraceae
Source: RefSeq, a predicted model, not a curated record